Humulus lupulus (European hop) is the source of this 3538-nucleotide messenger RNA. RefSeq names its product low-temperature-induced 65 kDa protein-like. The transcript has 5 exons. Gene Ontology annotation, biological process: response to stress; response to abscisic acid. The coding region runs from base 98 to 3259 and encodes 1053 amino acids. The record is from RefSeq and is a predicted model, not a curated record. NCBI's taxonomy places the organism in Eukaryota, Viridiplantae, Streptophyta, Magnoliopsida, Rosales, Cannabaceae.
CUCCAUUAACCAUCGAACAGUUGUCUUUCGAACUCAUUAUAUUCUGCCUUUCACAUUUUUUAUUUUCUGGAAAUAUAUCGUUUAUUUUCAAGUGUCAAUGGAUCAAUCUGAAGCUGUACAUCCUUACAAGGCCAGCGAACCCCAUUCAGUGGCAGGUGAGGAUGAGCACCCCCCUGAGAAGAAGACAGUAAUGCAAAAGGUCAAGGCAAGGGCAAGGAAGAUAAGGAAUUCGAUGAGGAAACAUGCCCCUGAGGACCAUGGCCAUGAUCAAGUUCGUGAUGCUCAAGAUAUCGAUGAUGAUGAUGAUGGUGAUGAUGACGACGACGAAGAUGAGGAAGUGGUGGAACGCCCAGAAAUGCAUGGUGCACCAAUACACAAAUCAGCCGCAGUUAAGAGUACUAGUAGUACUGCUACUCCAGAAAAUACACCUAUGUCUUUCUCUCAUCUUGGGGCUUCUAAGACCAAUAAGACUGGUCAUAGUAAAACCUCUGUUCCUGAAACAGAAGUUAAUACACCUGUUACUUCUUUCCUUGGUCAGGGGCCCUCCAGGACCAAUGAGACUGGUCAUAGCAAAACCUCUGUUCCUCAAACAGAAGUUAAUACACCCCUGUCUUCUUUAUCUCAUGACCAUGGUGCCUCUAGGACCAAUGAGACUGAUCAUAGUAAAAGUUUUGUUCCUGGAACAGAGUCCAGUGGUGUCCAUUUGGAGAGUCCAGAUCUAAAUACGCCUCUGACUUCUUUAUCUGGUCUUGGGGCUUCUAGGACCAAUGAGACUGAUCAUAGGAAAACCUCUGGUUCUGAACCAGAAGUUAAUACACCUCUGUCUUCUUUAUCUCACGAUCAUGAUGCUUCUAGGACUAAUGAGACUGAUCAUAGUACAACUUUUGUUCCUGGAACAGAGUCCAGUGGUGUCCAUGUGGAGAGUCCAGAUGUAAAUACACGUAUGACUACUGUUUUUGAUCAUGGGCCUUCUAGUAACAAUGAGACUGGUCAUAGUAAAACUUCUGUUCCUGAAACAAAAGUUAAUACACCUCUGUCUUCUUUAUCUCAUGACCAUGGUGCUUCUAGGAUUACUGAGACUGAUCAUAGCAAAAAUUUUGUUCCUGGAACAGAGUCCAGUGGUGUUCAUUUGGAGAGUCCUGAUGUAAAUGCACAUAUGACUUCUCUUUUUGAUUAUGGGCCUUCUAGGACCAAUGAGACUGGUCAUACUAAAACCUCUAUUCCUGAAACAGAAGUUCAUACACCUCUGUCUUCUUUACCUCAUGAUCAUGGUGCUUCUAGGACCAAUGAGACUGAUGAUAGGAAAACUUUUGUUCCUGGAACAGAAGUUAAUAAACCUCUAUCUUCUUUAUCUCAUGAUCAUGGUGCUUCUAGGACCAAUGAGACUGAUGAUAGGAAAACUUUUGUUCCUGGAAAAGAAGUUAAUACACCUCUGUCUUCUUUAUCUCAUGAUCAUGGUGCUUCUAGGACUACUGAGACUGGUCAUAGUAAAACCUCUAUUCCUGAAACAGAAGUUCAUACACCUCUGUCUUCUUUAUCCCAUGAUCAUGGUGCUUCUAGGACCAAUGAGACUGAUGAUAGGAAAACCUUUGUUCCUGGAACAGAAUUUGAUACACCUCUGUCCUCUUUAUCUCAUGAUCACGGUGCUUCUACAACCAAUGAGACCGGUCAUAGUAAAACCUCUGCUUCUGAAACAGAAGUUAAUAUACCUCUGUCUUCAUUAUCUCAUGAUCAUGGUACUUCUAGGACCAAUGAGACUGAUCAUAGUAAUACUUUUGUUCCUGAAACAGAGUCCAGUAGUGUCCAUUUGGAGAGUCGGGACGUAAAUGCACCUCUUUCUUCUUUCUCUCAUGAAAAUAUCAAGGACUCUUCUCAUAAUUCCGGGGUCAAUUUAGAGAAACCCGUUGGGAAUACUCUCCUGUCUUCUUUGUCUCCUGGACUUUCUGAUAUCAAGGAAUCUGAUCCCACUAAAACCUCUGUCCCAGGGGCAGAGUCCAAAAUCAAUUUGGAAAGACCUAAGGAAUUGGAGAGGGACCCUCAUGGCCCUGAGGACUCCUCUCAUAAGCACACCUCUUCCAAUUAUCAGACUAAGGUCACUGAUCCAAUCGGCACAGGCACUAAGGAAAUAGAAACCACUCCAUUACUCGGUUCCUUCGAUAAGAUGAAUAUACAUGAUGACACGGAACCAAAACCAAAGCAAAAUCUAGCCAAUGUUGGGUCAUCAACCGGAAGCCAUGACCAGUUUCCUUCAGAGCCUUCAUCACUACCAAUUAGCACACCCCAACACCCCAAAACCAAUCCAUAUGAUGAAACCUCUCAGAAAUCGUCUACACCAACCAGUUACACUGAGAAAAAACCUACUGCCGCAUCUACUGUAGCUGACAACGCAAUAUCAGAAAAGAAUGUCGUUGCUUCCAAACUCGGCUACGGCGAGAAAAACGACACAGGACCCCAUGAAACGACAGGAAAUGAUGGUACUGCUAAUUACUUUAGUGACACACCACAACAGCCCAAAGCAGUGGAAGAAAACUUGGGUAUUCAGAAACCUGAAAGCAACCCAGAUGAUAUUACCUCUCCGAAACCAUCAACACCAAGCAGUUACACUGAGAAAAUAUCAUAUGCUACCUCUGCUAUUUAUGGUGCCGUAGCAUCCAAAUUCGGCUAUGGCGAUGACACGGAACUCCAUGAAACGACAGGAGAUAGCGGCAGUAUCGGUAAUGAGCCAGCUUCAGAAACUGGAUACAGGAAAAAGAUGGCUUCCACGGAGACGGACAAGAUAGCUCCGCUGGACGAGAAGGACGCCGGAGAAGGGAGUGAAGCUAUGUCAAAAAUGCAUGGCCCGGCCAGCUCGACAAGGGAAUUGGAGAAGACUAGUUCUGGGACUGAAGGGGAAGACAAAGGAGUCUCCGUUAAGGACCACUUGGCCGAGAAGUUGGUGCCUGGAGAUGAAGAUCGAGCGCUGUCUGAGGUGAUCUCUGAUGCUUUAAACAAGCGAAAGGAGGAACCGGAGGAGGGUUCUGAGUCUCAUCCAAUGGGGAAGGUGACAGUGUCGGACCACGUGGCAAAAACUUUGGGUACUGCGGAUGAGCAAAAUGAAUCCAACACUGCGAUUAAGGCUAGGGGUAUAGUUGCAUCGUGGUUUGGAUUGGGUUCGGGUGGGGAUCAGUCCCAGGCUUCUGAAGAUUCACCUGCCAACACCCAAGGUGAAACUGAGGUCAAAGCAGAAGAGAGGGAGGAGGGGAAGAGGCUUAAAGAUUGAGGGAACUGAAAAGAUGGACUGGGACAGGGGAGUUGAUAAUAAAUUGAUGUUUUUGAUGUGUUUUGUGGAGAAGGUUGAUUAUUUGUGUUUAUUUGUGUUGUGUGUGCAUCAGUGCAUGUAAAUAAAUUCGGGGACUUUGCUCUGAAGAUUUGUUGUAUUUGUAAAUUGUACUUGACCCUCCGUUUUGUAAAAGCCCUCAUGUUCAGAUUGUGUUAUCCAGUUAUCUGGCUCUACUUUGGCUGAAUAUAUAUAAUAAGCUGCACGUUUUUUUAGUUAAAA